This is a messenger RNA of Paramisgurnus dabryanus, 2632 nucleotides long. NCBI's taxonomy places the organism in Eukaryota, Metazoa, Chordata, Actinopteri, Cypriniformes, Cobitidae. The record is from RefSeq and is a predicted model, not a curated record.
AUGGCACGAAAGCAGAAGUGUGUUUUUGGAUGUAAGGAGAAGAAAGUCAGCAUUAUAGAAACAACGGAUAUAGUUUGUUUAUCCGGGGUAGCAGCUGAAUUUUGCAUUCCUGUUGCUCCAGGAAACCUGUCGGACUCAACAUCCUACCUCGCGACCAUUUCCCAACCCACCGAAGACAACCUGUCCACCAUCGUCCCGGACAUCACCGAGCGACAGAACAGCACGCUGACCAUGACUCUUUUGGAUCUUAACAACAACGUAACCACCAUCAAAAGCACCAUGUCCUAUGGACAGGCAAUGAGAAUGCAGUCUCUCCUAAACCAGACGGUCGUCUACGAGUACAAUACUAGAUCACAACAAGACCCUUGCUGGGAAACAUAUGUUGGUCAGGAGAUGUUGAAGCUCUCCAUCAUUGACAUGAUCUUCACGGUGGCAAGUAUCCUGCUUAUUGAUUUCAUCCGAGGGUUGGUGGUUCGAUAUUUGAGUGACUGCUGCUGUUGGGAUUUGGAGAGCAAGUUUCCUGAAUAUGGUGAAUUUAAAAUAGCUGAAAAUGUUCUUCAUCUGAUAUACAACCAAGGAAUGAUAUGGAUGGGAGCGUUCUUUUCACCCUGUCUGCCCGCCUUUAACGUCCUGAAGCUCAUUGGUUUAAUGUAUCUUCGCAGCUGGGCUGUGCUGACCUGUAAUGUUCCUCAUCAGCAGGUCUUCAGGGCCUCCAGAUCGAAUAAUUUCUACCUGGCGAUGCUUCUAUUCAUGCUUUUUCUGUGUAUGCUGCCAACCAUCUUUGCCAUCGUGAGGUACAGGCCGUCUCAGUACUGUGGACCUUUCAGUGGUCAGGAGAAGAUUUACGACAUCAUCUCCGAGACCAUCGCAAAUGACUUUCCUGUAUGGUUCAAUAACGUGAUGGAUUACGUCACCAGUCCUGUGGUAGUGCUGCCUGCAUCGCUUCUGCUGUUUAUGCUGAUCUACUACCUGCAGUCCAUCGCUAGAUCACUCAAAGUCACCAACAGCCAGCUGAGACUGCAGCUUCAGACCGAGCGUACAGACGACAAGAAGAAAGUAUUUCAGUUGGCUGCAGCGCGCCUUCAGGCACCCGAGGGUGCCGAUAAAAAGCCAGAGCAGGAAAGUGACAUCACAAGCAUGGAGUCCUCUGCUCGAUCCACCUCCCCCCAACGACCCAACGGGAAUGUCGUCAACUUCGAAUCUCCCAUCCGCCAAGGCAAUAGCAUCCGUACCAUAACCCAAUCUGCAUCACGGCCCGACGUCUCCAGAGCAGCCGGUGCGGCGCGGAGCUCCUCCGCCCCCGUGAGACAGAAACACAAGGCGGAGCACGUACCCAAUAGUGCUUUCAGAAUGUACAGCAGCCCCUCAGUUCCACAAAGACAAGUACGACGGGUGGAGUACGUACCCAUCAGGCACGCUGGGUACUUGGGUAGCAGCAGUGGUCCCGGUCGAUCAAAAUCCUAUCACCACAUGGCCUACACCCCGAGGCAUGGAGAGAGCAUCCACUCGGAUCCGCUUUUACGGAAGACCCUCCGCCCCAUGCACGCAGAGCCCAGCAUAAUCGCAACACCGAGCUACGUGGGCCGGCGGGCUCAUACCACCCGCUACGUCAUCGUCAACGAACAUGAAGCUCGAAAGAAGAUGCGCUCUACUGUGCGCUUGCCAAGACAUUACCGCCUUGCCGAUGAACUUACGGAGAUCGUAGAGCUGUACCCACGCAACGUCAAGUGUUACAUUCCUCGAACCCCUCACCGUAGCCACCAGCCACACCUAAGUGAAGAAGACGAGGAGGAAGAAGAUCCUAAGGGCACCAGCACAAGAAGAGGAUCCAUCAGACAGUCACAACGUCCGCGGUCACUGUCCGACCUACACCAGACCGCGAGGUUCUACAUUGGCGAUACGGUAGGAAGCCAGGUCUCAAUGGAGCAGGGUUUAUAUGCCGAUGAAGAAGAUGAGGACGACUGGGUCGACGACAGCUCUCACCUUUGCUCUCAAACAAACAUCCGAGGUCCAGAGUCGGCACACAGGUACAGGGAACCGCACGUCAAGUCCAAGGCCAAGCAUAAAGUGGAGCCAUCGCUGACAGAGUCCGAUUCGGCAUCGCUCGCAUCCAGCAGCGACCCGCAGAACAGCAGCACAGAUCAAUACAUCCAAAUCAUUCACAAUAAAGAGAAGUACCUGAAGCCCAGCACAAAGAUGGCCAAAAAGAAAUCCAAAAACAGCAUUAAAGUGAAUGCAUCUAGUUCGAAUGAUCUCGUCUGCUCAAAUGUUUAAAGUAUUUAUAGAUAAAAAAAAGUAUGGCUCUAUUUUACAAUCUAAGGCUGCCUGUGUAGGUGGCAUUUUAAGGCAUAAAUGUGUACUGGAGUUUAAGAAAAUGAAGAUUGUAAACACACAAUCGAUUUUAAACAUGUAAACAGUACAAAAUGUUGAAACUGCGAGUACACUCCACAUAUGCUUUAUAUGAGGAGCACUACAGUAUAUGUUGCAGACUAUGUAGUGUGUUCCACUAAUCCACUAAUGAGGUUACAAUUUAGGAUGCAGGCAGCACUAGAUUAUAAAACAGAGCCAUUUAUACAUGUAUAAGGUUUUAUCAUAUGAAAUUUGUUGUUUUGCCUUGUAAAGCACACCGAUA